Cyanistes caeruleus (blue tit) is the source of this 712-nucleotide messenger RNA. Its product is annotated as gallinacin-11-like. Gene Ontology annotation, biological process: innate immune response in mucosa; defense response to Gram-positive bacterium; defense response to Gram-negative bacterium. NCBI's taxonomy places the organism in Eukaryota, Metazoa, Chordata, Aves, Passeriformes, Paridae. Gene Ontology annotation, molecular function: CCR6 chemokine receptor binding. Gene Ontology annotation, cellular component: extracellular region. The record is from RefSeq and is a predicted model, not a curated record.
CCUCAAGUUUCAGGCAAUCCAGGCAGGACUUAAACCUGCAGCCUCAAUAGUCAGAUGUCCCCUGGACUGACCAUGCCACCCCACGUUACCCUGACAGGCAAACAUGUCUUGGUUCUCCAGAAGUGACUGAGCCUGUAGCUAAAAAGUUUCCUGUGCUUUCCUGAGGAAGACAUCACCUCCUUCUUGAGGUUCUGGCACUGUGGCCCUGUCUCCACGCUGCAGCUGAGACCUUCCACCAUGAAGCUCUUCUCCUGCCUCAUGGCUCUCCUGCUUUUCCUCCUCCAGGCUGUUCCAGGUCUCGGCUUGCCCAGAGACACCUUGCGUUGUUUGGAAUACCACGGCUACUGCUUCCAUCUGAAAUCCUGCCCGGAGCCGUUCGCUGCCUUUGGAACUUGCUACCGGCGCCGCAGGACCUGCUGUGUUGACACGACAUCCAACUUCCACAUCUGCCAAGAUGAGGGGGGCCACUGUGUGCCCCCAGAAAUCAAAUGUCUGCAAGAGCAAGAGGGACUCUGCCCUCGCAGAGGAUGGAAGUGCUGCACAGAAGUGUGACAAAAACCUCGUGGGAUUGCAGAAAACCAUGGAAAUGAACAGCCAGAAAAACAAACAAGUUUCAUUCCAAGUGUUGUAGACGUGUCUGGUGCUCUCAACAUGCAAAGUGUGUAAUUAACUAGAGGUGACGUGUUUCUUUAUAUAAAAAAGGCAAUAAAUG